CCUGCCGACUACCGAACUGUAUUGUCGACGCUGCCGGCCGGAGACAAGGCGAAAAGCCAUAUUUACUUCGACUGCUACGUUAAUGCCAGGCCAUUACGAAUUGCAGACUGUAGGGGAGCCCUUGAGCAAGAUCGAUGGAUCGAAAGGAAAGCUGUACAUUCCUGUGAAACCCAACAGGCAAGAAAUUUGUGUGAAGCCUCACUGGAUGUCCCUCGAUGUCCCCACUGACGCUCUCCGGAAACCCAUGGUGGCGGUUCACGAGGUAACCAAAACAAGAGUGGCGUGUUGGGGGUUUUGAAGACGUCGAGUCGACUGCAAGGAUGGCCGGACUAAUUUUCUAGAACGGAUUGACGCCACGCAACUUGGCUCACCAGCUGAGGCUCCAAGGAGGCACAGCCUUGGUUAUCAUGCCCGGGCGGGCACCACUAUACCUGCAGUGACAAAGGUUCAGGACAUAUACGGCAAGACAUGUUGUGUGCCCCAGUGAAGGCAGUGCCGAAGAUUUGGCCACGCGGAUUAAGAUUGCGUACGCUCGCAUGCUAGCGCCGUAGUCAGCCGCGUCGGUGAUGAUAGCCACGGCCUCGUCAGAAUGAGACGGAACCAGAGGCUUAAUGCUGUCGGCGAAAAGUUUGGAGACGACGGAGCAGGACGAAACCGCAGACGAUGCAGUCUGUAUCGGGAGGACGGAAGUGAGUGCCCGAGCUGCGCCGCCUACUGGUACGACUGUUGGAAGCAACCCAAACGUGACGCAGGUAUGGGCAUCGGGCACAUCUACGCCGGAGGCAACAACAGGGACGGCGGGAGGCGCUGACGCACCGGCAAAGGCAGACAUCAGUAGCCAAGCAUGAACCUAGGUCCCAUGAAUGUGAAGAGGCGGCUAGGCCUGGCGACCGGGGAGGACGACGAACAAGAGCUACACGAUCCUGAGAGGCCAUGACUAAUGGCCGGAAAAAAGGGACGCUAUACAGGCAAGCUGCUCUCCUCGUCGCUAUCACGUCAGAAAUAACUGUAGUAGUGAGCCUGUGCUUAUUGCUUGGUGUCACGGAGCGACAGCGCGCGUCCAGGUGUCGAGCUGGGUUCGCGAAAGAGAAAAGCAGUCCGGAUGCCGAACCUGCGCUGGGCCAUGGAUGCCGAGAACAGCAAGGGCGCAGCGGCCGGCAGGGGAACCUCAACCGCCUUCCGGCCGUCGAGCAACGGAGGUGUAGAAGCCCGGAUGCGCAAGACGGGCGGCGGCAGCAAGGCGACCAGCACAGCGGUGCCCGGAGCCCCCGGUGGCGGCGUGGGACUGCUGCCCGGAGUAGGCGUCGAAGACUCGUCGGCGGCGGAGGCCGGCGCCACGUCGGCGUCCCUGUGCGCCGGCUGCGGACUGCCCAUCGUGGACCGCUACAUCCUGCGCGUGAUGGAGCACUCGUGGCACGAGUCCUGCCUCCAGUGCUCCGUGUGCCACGCGCCCCUCGAGCAGUCCUGCUACUCCAGGGACAAGAAGCUCUUCUGCAAGGCGGACUACGACAAGCUGUUCGGCGUCAAGUGCGCGGGCUGCCUGGGCUCGAUCGCGCCCAGCGAGCUGGUGAUGCGCGCCCUGGAGCACGUGUUCCACGUGGCCUGCUUCGCCUGCGUCGUGUGCGGCCGCACGCUCCAGAAGGGCGACCAGUUCGUGGUCCGCUCGGGCAGGCUGUACUGCCGGCCCGACUUCGAGAAGGAGAUGGCGCUCGUGUCCAUGGCCUCCCAGCAGCAGCAGCCGCCGCCCCACGGCCACGGAGCGCCGAUCGCGGGGAACGCCGCCAGAGGCGAGAACGGCCAGGUCCCGGGAGCUGGUCAGAACGGGCAGCCGGCCGUUCGUCCGGACGGCCGCAGGGGCCCCAAGCGUCCCCGGACCAUCCUGACGACCGCGCAGCGCCGAGCCUUCAAGGCCUCCUUCGAGAUCAGCCAGAAACCAUGCCGAAAGGUUCGUGAAACACUGGCCAAAGAAACCGGCCUGAGCGUGAGAAUCGUGCAAGUCUGGUUCCAGAACCAGAGGGCAAAGUUAAAGAAAAUUCAGCGCAAGCAGCAACAGCAACAGCAGCAACAGCAGCAGCAGCAACAGGUGAAUGCGGGUGAUAGCUCCGGCAGUGAGAUGGCGUCGUCCACAAAGGACUCCAAGAAGAGCGACGACGGACGGCAGUCGGCAUCGCCGGCAGACCUGACCUCGCCGCCAUUUUCUAGAUUAGGACUUCUUGAAUCGGCAGCCGUAGGGUCCCCGUACCAGCUUCAGCCCCUGUCCUAUGGCACACACCAUGAUGGUUCGUACUAUGGCCCUACUCAUGGCGACCCAACUUAUAUGAAGUCGGAGAUCUCGAUGGAGAGCGAGACGUCCUUAAGCGGGCUCGAAGACGUGCUCAUCAGCGCCGGAGGCGGCCAGCCACCGGCCCUCAGCGAGCCCCACCCCAUGUUUCCCUCGUCGACGCCAACCGUCAACCCCAUCGACAAGCUGUACUCCAUGCAGACGUCCUACUUCAGCAACAACGAGUGCGAGUGCCUGGGCGCCUCCAACUGACCCUUCGAGGCGACGCCCGGGACAUCCCGCUCACGACGGUUACGGACGAGGCGCCGCAAGAGCGUCAUGGCGACCCUCGCAGGGAACGCUCGUGACCUUGUCUCCAAAGACGCGGAAGUGCAGGCAGGCCGGUGUUAAUGUCGCGUGUUUAAAACUUCACACUGAAGGAAAACUGAUAACGAGCAAUACAAAACGAUACGACAACGUCUCAGAAGCCCUGAAGUCUAGUACGUUUCGUUUUGUGCUGUUUAUUGUCGGUGGUUCUCAGUAAUGGGAUCUAAGGGUUCUAAACAUGCUACAGCAUCCAGAGCCCUCGAUGGUAGUGACAUCUAUUGUGGCGAACUUGCAGGGACGUUUCCUUGUUUUUGCGACGAAAUUGGUUUUCAAGCAUCUUCACAUCGAUUCAUCUUGAAGCUCUUUUAUCGAUGGUGUCCCGAUCACGCACUGUAGCAUGACGAACCACAGCGGCUUCACAAUGGGCUUGGGCACGCUGUGAGUACGUCGUUACAUCAGUCAAUCAUGUCUCAUGCGCUUCAAGCCUAGCAUUAGAAGAAAAUGCAUCGUGACCGCCCCCUGCUGUAAUCAGCUAUCCUAGGUCCAGCAGACGUCAUCACACUCGUGUUUGUGCAUUAAAGCCUCCGAAGUUGCACAUCGUCAGACUAUCAAUGCUCCCAGUGUUUGUGCGGCGCAGGGUGCAUUCCACAAGCACCUUCCUCCUGCAAUGAAGGUGUAUACAACUUUAGUUAUGCAUGCAGAUACCGGAUUGUCAAAAAUGUGAUUGUUAUACCUAUCUGUUUUACACCGGGACUCUUUAACUCUUGGUUGCUUCUUAAUGAUUAUAUUGAAAACGAUCCGGGAGGAGCAAAAAUAUUGAGUAGCUGUUUACAAAGACGGUUGAGCACGUGAACAUAAAUUUAGUGGAACGUUUCGGGCUACAAAACGUUAAGUAUCAUUCACGUGCAUACUCUUUACCGAUAAGAACCCAUGACAAAGACGAUUUCUUUUGUUCUGACUAUCUUGUGACGCAAAGACGAUUAAUGGCACUCUAGUCAAGGCGUUUGAGAACAUAUAAAUGCUUACUGCGAAGCGCUCAGUCUUGCCACUCUCACGCAGAAUAUAAUAAAACUUCUAAA
This is a messenger RNA of Ixodes scapularis (black-legged tick), 3666 nucleotides long. RefSeq names its product LIM homeobox transcription factor 1-beta. The transcript has 9 exons. Lineage: Eukaryota; Metazoa; Arthropoda; Arachnida; Ixodida; Ixodidae. Bases 1103 to 2533 code for a protein of 476 amino acids. Gene Ontology annotation, biological process: neuron differentiation; regulation of transcription by RNA polymerase II. Gene Ontology annotation, molecular function: RNA polymerase II transcription regulatory region sequence-specific DNA binding; DNA-binding transcription factor activity, RNA polymerase II-specific. Gene Ontology annotation, cellular component: nucleus. The record is from RefSeq and is a predicted model, not a curated record.